AUGGGACACGCAUAUGUUGGUAUUCGUGACCACCCCACAAAGCCGGUUGGAUUCAUGACUCCAUGUGUAGACCUGGCCCAGGUCGACCCCAGCAUCAAAGCUGAGGUCGAAUCAUGGAUCGACAAGUUCCUUCAUGUGGACGCUCUUAUCUUGGCGAUGGAAGAACGAAAAUCGACUUUCUACAAGUCGGUAGCAGACGAAGCCGCAGCCGUCAAAUGGUCGUCAGAGGUGUCCCCUCCCAAAUUGAAGACUGUUGAUGAGAUAAUCAAAUCAGCCACUGAUGUCUCCACUCCAUUGAAGAUGGACUUCAAGCUUCGCAAGGAGGAAAACAAAGUCAAAACGGCGAGUGUCAAACUCGACGCUUUGUCAUUUCGAGCAAGAAACACAAACGACGCUACCAUCGCCGGACGGACAUCCAGGAACAUUGGUCGGUUGGAGACUUCUGCCCAGCUCGCUCACAAACCUGUCAAGACUUUAUUGGAAGUCAGCCAGAAACACAGAUCACCAGCCUAG
This is a messenger RNA of Seminavis robusta, 513 nucleotides long. NCBI's taxonomy places the organism in Eukaryota, Bacillariophyta, Bacillariophyceae, Naviculales, Naviculaceae. The record is from the annotation of a GenBank genome assembly.